AUGGCGAAAACUGUGAGUUACUUUGCAACUUUAGUUCUUAUUCUUGUCGCGAUACAGGUUUGCGACGUCACCAGCGACCAGUGCGAAGAUCAGCGGGAAGCGCUUAUUGGCGAUUGCACGAUGUUCGUCAUAAAAGGAUCGUAUGCCACUCCGUUCCCGCCGUCGCAGCAGUGCUGCACGACGAUCCAAAAGUCCGACUGGACCUGCCCCUGCAAGCUUGUCAAUUCAGAACUGCGAAAAUAUAUUAGUAUGGAGAAAGUUAUUGCUUUGAACAAGUUUUGCGGUCGCCCCCUUAAGCCUGGUAGCAAAUGUGGAGAUUACGUCAUUCCAAUGCCCAGCCCUGCUCCUUCUCCGUCGUAA
Molecule: messenger RNA, 360 nt
Organism: Ananas comosus (pineapple)
Lineage: Eukaryota; Viridiplantae; Streptophyta; Magnoliopsida; Poales; Bromeliaceae
Product: putative lipid-transfer protein DIR1
Exons: 2
Coding region: 1-360 (119 amino acids)
Source: RefSeq, a predicted model, not a curated record